AUGGGGAGGUACCAUCUGGAGUACUUUCUGACGACUGACAUGGUUGCGAACAACUUGACCUUCACACAAGGAGACAUGGACUCUGAGAAUGUGUUCGACAUGUACUGUGCUCCCGAGGUUCCUGAAGCUCCUGCGAGCAAGAAAAAAGCCAGUAGGCGGCAUCAGGGGGAAAGCAGUAAAGCGCCUUCGGCCAAGAAAUCCCGCACUGCAGACCCUCCAGCAAAUGGAUCGUCAACAAAUGCAACACCACCUCCUUCUCCUCUCGAGCAGCAAACUCCUCCUGCUCCUGUCGGGUCGACACCUUCUCCACCGGCUCCAACCGACCAAACUCAGCAGGUUGCCCCUGCUUCCAUAGGGGGCGACAUACCGAGCCGUGCCUUAAGAUAA
This is a messenger RNA of Humulus lupulus (European hop), 387 nucleotides long. Its product is annotated as predicted GPI-anchored protein 58. The record is from RefSeq and is a predicted model, not a curated record. The coding region runs from base 1 to 387 and encodes 128 amino acids. Lineage: Eukaryota; Viridiplantae; Streptophyta; Magnoliopsida; Rosales; Cannabaceae. The transcript is spliced from 2 exons.